CGUUCUUUGUGGUCAGACACUGGCGUAUACGUAUACGCAACGUCAUCGUUUGUCUGGCAUCGCUUCGAAAAGCGAGAAUUCUGCAUACCGGUUGCGUUUACCAAAUAAAAAUACAAAAACAAAAAGAAAAAAAAAGAAACGGUCUUACAUAUAUCGGUUUCGUCGUCCCCGCACGCACGUAAUUCGAGUCAUUUUCCGUUAAAAUUGAAAUUCAAAAACAUAAUACCCCCCACUCCAGAUAAGCAAAUAAGGUACAACAUAUUGGUAUUCUUAUAUUCACAAUUGUCGUGUGCGCUUGCAUUCUCGAGAACGGGUUUUACGGCAUUCCCAAUAAAUUCUGCACUGGCCACUUUUUAUGUUCGUGACGAAAGUGAAGUUCUACCCGAUCAUAAUCUAAGCAUUUCCGUUUCGAAAGUGGGGAAAGAAAAUAAACGGUGAUUUGCAAAUAAAGCGGCUUAAAGCAGAACUGACAAAAAAGUUAUUUAAUAUUCAUAUCCGACGAAGGGAACAAAAAAAUCGUCCACAGACUAACAUAGCAACAAGUCGGCGCCAACUCUCAUUCAAAUAAACCAUAAAAAAACCACAAGCAAAUCCAAACUUAAACAACGCUGUGUUUAUUAACAUUCAGCUGAGAGCAUUGGAUAGGUAGAAAAGCCUCGUCUUCCGAGAAUUGGCAGUUAAUUUUUGAAAUCACCUCCGACCAAGCGAACCCCUAAAAAAAGAUUAAGAAGAGAAAAGAACCGAAGACGAACCGAGACCUGUUAAAUACCCGUAGGUGUUGUACGUGUGUGUGUGUGUGUCAGUGUGAGUGUGAUAACUGUGAAACUAUAUACCCACAAGGCAGGAAGAAUAAAAAAAUCUGAUACACCGCAGAAACAGCGCGAAUUGGCAGUGAAUGGACCGAUUUCAUAAUAAAACGUAAAAGCAAUACGGCCAAUACGGGAAGAAUCCAACUGACGCAAUUCAAUUUGCCAGCAUCGGCAACCGCAAACUCAUAAAUUGAGAUUAAGCAAGAGCUGAAGAGCUGAAGAGAAGGGGACGGGGGUCAGAGGGUUUUGGCCAACAGCAACAGCAAUAGCAAAUCAAUCAGAGAGCGCUCGUCGCCCCACCACAAUUUGCAUGAGCCAACUCGGAGGCAGCCAGAAUCAGCCGACACAGAUUCAGACUCAGAGCCACCAUAGCCAUCAUAGCCAACCCGGCCAAAAUCAGCAGCCAAAGCGUCGGCCAAGUGGCGUUUUAUGGCAAUUGCGCCAUCAGCUGCACAAGCGUAGCACGAGGAAGAUGAAAACCAUUUCAUGAUACUACAAGUGGUCCGAAUCGGUGCUAUUGAACUAUCUGAGAAUGCCGUCGACGCCGUACGAUCUGGUGCAGGAUGACCAGGAUCUGCGGGUACCACUCCACGCCGAGCAGGCCUUCUUCCACGGCAUCACAUUUCAGGCCAAGUUUGUUGGCUGGGAGGAGGUGCCGCGACCCAAUACUCGAGCCGAAAUCGUCCAGGCCAUGCGACGCAUAAGGUACGAGUGCAAAGUGCAGAAUCUGAAGAAGCGAAAAGUCACCAUCCACAUAUCGGUAAAUGGCGUACGCGUAGUGCUCAAAAAGCGUCGUCGAAAAAAAAAAAACUGGACCAAUGACCCCGAGGAAAUCGAGUUGCUCAAUCAUCCCAUCUAUAGAAUAUUCUACGUGUCCCACGACAGCAGCGAUCUCAAGAUAUUCAGCUACAUAGCGCGCGAUGCCAGCACGGAUACGUUCAAGUGUUCCGUCUUCAAAAGUCACAAAAAGUCUCAGGCCAUGCGCAUCGUUCGCACCGUGGGACAAGCCUUUGAAGUGUGCCACAAAUUUAAUCUUCAUAAGAAUUCCCUGGAACCCAAUGACGAACGCUCCGACAUAUCCUCCUCGGAGCUGCUGGACGUGGAGCAGAUCAGCGAACAGCAGCUCAGCGAAGAUGGCGAACGUGGUGGCGUUGGCGACAACGAGACGCCCAAGAAAGAGCACUUGGCCAUAACGCCCGAUCUGAGCCACACGCAGCCGCAGAGACCGAGCCACUUGGAGCUAAUGCCAUCGCAUUCGAGUCUACGCAAAUCGAACAGCCUGCUGUGCGAUGUGGACGACAAGUCGCCAGGCUCUCCCUCUUCGCCGCGUUCUGAGAUCACCCAGCUGAAGGAUCAGCUGGAGGCACAGGCUCUGCAAACGCGCCAGGCUCUGGGUCAACUGAUGAUGGUGCGGGAGCAGCUCAUUUCGGAGACCAAUGCGCGCAUCGAGGCGCAGGCGCGCACCCAACAACUGCUGCAGCAGAACCGGGAGCUCCUGGAGCACCUGGCCUCCUUGGGGGCCUACAACGAGCAGCAGAGUGCCGGACUCACGUCGGCCAACAUCGGAAUGGCGCCGCAGCAAUCGCAGCUGCAACUGCUGCUGCAGGCCACCAGCAACAACAACAACCUGGCCACGAUCAAUCAGCAGAUCAGCAAUCUGGGCAACAUUAAUCAGCAGUUGACCUCGCUGAGUCACCAGUUGAGUGGUCUGAAUCAGCAGAGCCAGCACCUCCAGAAUUUGCAACAGCAACAGCAGCAACAACAAACGCCGGCGGUACCGAAUCCAGCCACGCCCCCUCCCGUGGCGGGCGGCAGUAGUCCGUAUCCGUCGAUGAGUGCGUUGCAAACCAUCAGCAAUCAGUUGCAGCAACAGCAGCAGCAACAGCAACAGGAUGCUUUGUCCAAGGAUCUGUUUCAAGUGAACCAGGAGCUGCUGAACCGCCUGCAGUCCCUGAAUUUAAAUGCUAAUCCUGGACAGGGACAGCCAACGCCCUCGGCCUCGCCGCACAACUCCUUCUUCUAUGUGAAUCCCCUGUCCUGCACUCCAGCCACGCCCAACAACAAUGCUGGUGGAGCUGGAGGUUUCAAUUUCCUCACCUCACCUGCGGCAACGGGUGCACUGACGCCCUCUCCUUUGGGCACCAUGAAUCGCAACUCCUUUGCCGGCAGUUCGUCCUUGAACGAGGACAUUCGCCUGAGCAUCGAGCAGAAUCUGAACAAUUUGGAGGAGCAGCUGAAGGCAGCGGUCUCGAAUGGCAAUUUGGCUGGCCUGGCCUGUGGGGGAUCCACCAGUACAAGGGAUACCAGUCGGAGUUCCUCCACCCUGGACUCGCCCUCCUCGCCACGUUUGAGGAGCAGCAAUAACAACAUAAGUCCCGGGAGCAGCAAUGGCCACCAGAGCCACAACAAUAAUAGCAACAGCAACAGCAGCAGCAGUCGGGAGACGCGAUUCAAUACGGUUUUGUUGAGGGUCACCGACGAGGCGGGUCACCAGCGGAAGCUAUCGGCCACGCCCAGUUUUAUCACAAGGAGCACCAGCGAGAAGGUGCCCAAUCGCAGCCAGAUGAUGAGCCAGGUGCAGAGGACCACCUGGGCCAGGCACACCACCAAAUGAGAGGAGUUCAAAUCUCCCAGUGGACCAGGUCAUAGAGAUAGUGAGCGUGAGGAUCGAGUGAAUGAGUGGGUGGAACAGUAUUAAUUUAGGAGAAAAAAACCCUACUUUAGUUAUGCAUUUUAGGUGUCCUAGCAUUGCUGGCGUUUAAUGUGCCAAUUAUUUGCCCAGCUCAAACCCUAUUUAAGUGUAAAAUAUAUCUAUUUAGCAUUAUUUAUCUAGCUCAAAGUGUGCCAAAGUCAAAGUUUAUAACCCUUUGAUGUUGGGUUAGCUUCAGCAGCCAGCAGCAAACCUUAAGUAAAAGUAUUUGUGAAACAUAAUCUUAGCAUAUCAGCAACGAAGAAACUUACUCAAGUUCACAAUAAUCGUUUGAAAGUAUUUUCUCUCCCCUAAAUGAAAUCUAUAUCUAUACACCUAGUGUUUAAGCUAAUGAGUCUAGUCUAAAACUGGUUAAGUUCGAUACUGUUAUUUUUGUAAAUUGUUGUAUUUUAAUUCAAUUUAUGCGUGACCCGCAUAGGCUUUCCCCGCAAAAGAGCAAUAAUUAUGUGAAAUGAAUUAAUUAGUUGCCAGGUCACAGAGUUAUUUGUAAAUUACAAUUUCAAAUAUUCGUUUGAAUAUGGAAUACAGGCAGCAAAAAUGAACGGCAGACAACAGAAAUAAUAAUAAAAAUCGCAUAAUUAUGUAAAA
Messenger RNA from Drosophila rhopaloa, 4107 nucleotides. Its product is annotated as capon-like protein. Gene Ontology annotation, molecular function: nitric-oxide synthase binding. NCBI's taxonomy places the organism in Eukaryota, Metazoa, Arthropoda, Insecta, Diptera, Drosophilidae. The transcript has 10 exons. The coding region runs from base 1342 to 3423 and encodes 693 amino acids. The record is from RefSeq and is a predicted model, not a curated record.